Molecule: messenger RNA, 1005 nt
Organism: Symbiodinium sp. CCMP2592
Lineage: Eukaryota; Dinophyceae; Suessiales; Symbiodiniaceae
Source: the annotation of a GenBank genome assembly
AUGCGGCUGCCCUGGGCAUUUCUACAACGCCGACGCCGGACCUUGGGAAUGUCCGGGAAAAGCAGUGUCUCCCUGGGAAGCUUGGAUGGAUACAUAGAGCAGCUGGAGGCACUCACCGUGCACCAGGUAUGGUCGGGUCAGUCGAUCGGCCAGGCGAACUACUACCGCCAAAACAAGGACAAGUUUGGAAACAAGGCGGACUUCACCACAUCCCACCUUAUCAUGAGCUGGUACGCCAAGCAAGGUCGAUGUGGAGACGCCCCUGGGCGUAACGCUUUGGUGUUCUUAGCGGGAGCCAACAAAGGCCAGUCCACCGGCAACGUCCUUUCUGCGUGCCCCAGAGCUCGAAUGCACAUCUUCGAGAUUGUGCCAAAGCUUUUUGAGCAGCAGCAAAAGCGCUUCAAAGAUUCGCCUUGGGUCACUGUGCACAGGAGGGGGUGGUCGGAUAAGGUGCAGACUUUUCACAUUACAGCACCUGCAGAAGGUGUCGAGUUGGCGGGACUGUACGAGGCCACAGGCCGCUGGCGGAACGCCCCGCAGCUCGAGGAGACAGUGGAAACGGUCACCUUGGCCGGCUUGCUCCUGGAACUGGGAAUCCAAAGCCAGGUGAAUUAUGUCCUCAUCGAUGUGGAGGGCAAAGAGCCCAACGUGAUUCGAGGCAUGGGGUUGGAGACAAACAGACAGAUGUUUCCGCUCUUCCAGUAUGAGCUGGGUGGCACGUGGUCCGAUAGUCGGCACGACGCGGGCCAGUGGGGGCAAUAUGGCGUUGCGAUGUACUUGAAGGCUCUGGGGUAUGCUCUGUACUUGAUGGGCGGCGAUGGGGGUCAAGAUCCGAAGAAGCUCAUCUUGCUGCAUGUGGAGCCGGAGUUCUUCCGCUGGGUCUGUUGGCGGCCCGAGGCCUUCGUGGACGGAAACCUCCUGGUGGUCCACCCCACCUUCGUGGAUCCGGGUUUGUGGGAGGAGAUACAAAAGCACGUGGUGGAGGCUAAGCCCCAGGCCGGGUAA